CGAACCGGUAGUGAUUACGUUGAGGCUGAGGUCAUGCGUCAAAAACGACAAACAGGCGAGGCAGCAAACAAUAUCGAAUCGCUCAAGAAGAACACCACGAUAUGCAUAGGAGAAUUCUUCAAAGUGGAGCCCAUCUAAAACCACACCAAGUAUAUAUAUAACGCUGCGCGUGGCGCCCGCGCCUCCCCCCCCCUGCGCGCCAGUCGGCAGCAGCCAUGCGAGUGCACGCUAUCAUCGCCGCUCUGCUCGCCUGCCUCGCCACAUGCGUGCGGCUCUCCGUCGCCACCGGCGACCUCGUCCAGCGUCUGCAGGACGUCGUCGCCGCGGGCAACUACACGUACUUCCGUCUGAACCGCGCCGGCAGCGUGACGAUGGUGCUGCGCUCGAUGCGCGGCGACGCCGACCUCUACGUCUCAGAGUCGACGCUGCGGCCGGACUUUGCGUUCGAGAACCACGACCUGCAGUCGGUGACGUGCGGCCUCGACUCCGUCACGAUUCCCGCCGCGUUCCGCCGCCCCGUCGGCGUCGGCGUCUACGGACACCCGCAUCAUAUGGAGAGCGAGUACUCGCUCGAGAUCUACCUGUCGGACGAUCGCUCGGAGCCGGAGUACGAGCGAGCGGAGCGCGACAACGAAGCGGGGUUCGCCGCGGCGACGCCGAAGCUGCCGUUGCCUGACAUGCCGGCGUACGGCGAGAGCCAUGAGGAGGAGUCGCUGCUGUGGACGAUAAUCGUCGGCGUGUUGAAGGUUCUAUUCGACGUGCUGCUCUAGCUUUGGCGCGAGCGCGCGUCGGGUUGCCGACGGCGACGACGACAACCGGCUCUCUCGCUCCCGUUCUCCGUGUUUGCCGAUGGACGGUGUAGUUUAUAGAAACUGGACUGCUGUUGUUACGCGCGCAGAACUUUGUUACCUGGUUACCGAUAAUAUUUAUGUGUCGAUGCAGCAAGGGGCGAGACGGUAGGUCAAUGUGAUUGUGUCGUGUAGUUACACGAUGUAACGGAUCGAGUGCACGUUGACAGAGCUGGCUCGAACAAAAGCGCGCAGUGCUGAGCGACCAUGCUUGAAUUACUAAUUGGAAAAUACAAAUGCCGUGUUAGAGUGAAUUAGUUCAAUUUAGUUAUUAGCCCGAGUGUUAUGAACACUUGAUUUCGGGAAGAUAACACAUAGAUGUAUAUGUCGAAGGUGAUGCUAAGAGAAAAACUAUCACACUGUGUGUUUGGACAUUUACAGCGGAGGAAGUUUACUUACACGAUUGUUGUUUUAGUUGUCAGAUUAUACUUCCGAGUGGCUGCGUGGAAUAACUAAGUUUUGAUGAAACCGUCGACGGGUAGAUGUAUAUUUAUGUGGACCAUCUGCAACCUAUAUUUAACCCUAUUUGUUUAAAUGGAAACUUGAUUCUGCGCAUGUCAAGUACAGCAAGUAGGCUAUGUGAGGGUAUGAUUACAGAAGAUCAGGUUGUUAAGAAUUGUGUGUUGUCGUGGCUGCUGACUAGCUUAGUUCUGUUUUACGGCUCAAAACGCUGCAAUUAUGUUGAUAGACAUUCUGGAUACUUGUAUUCCAUACUUGUAGCUCAUGCCUUUACUUGAAAUACUGAAAAUGUAAGAAUUCUAAUGAAUAUUUUUGUAAGGUUAGUUGAAAUGUAAAAAAAUAGUUUUCUAAUGUGAAAGACAUUUGCACGUGCCCAACUGUUUUACAAAUAAUAAACAUUUGAUUCCUGAAGUCUUCUAAA
This is a messenger RNA of Priapulus caudatus, 1728 nucleotides long. Its product is annotated as UPF0669 protein C6orf120 homolog. The record is from RefSeq and is a predicted model, not a curated record. NCBI's taxonomy places the organism in Eukaryota, Metazoa, Priapulida, Priapulimorpha, Priapulimorphida, Priapulidae. The transcript has 3 exons. The coding region runs from base 216 to 770 and encodes 184 amino acids.